This is a messenger RNA of Phodopus roborovskii (desert hamster), 1572 nucleotides long. RefSeq names its product probable bifunctional dTTP/UTP pyrophosphatase/methyltransferase protein. Bases 409 to 1062 code for a protein of 217 amino acids. The transcript has 7 exons. NCBI's taxonomy places the organism in Eukaryota, Metazoa, Chordata, Mammalia, Rodentia, Cricetidae. Gene Ontology annotation, molecular function: nucleoside triphosphate diphosphatase activity. The record is from RefSeq and is a predicted model, not a curated record.
CCCUGCCCACCGGGCGGCGAUUAAAUUGGAUCCGCUUUCGGCCCAGGAAGGGAAUUGAUCGCAUCGGACAUUGCGGGCCCGAUAGGAAACGCCUUAAGGGACGGGACUAACAGGUCCAAGUGAGCAGGUCAGAAACGGCUGAUUCUGACCGCAAAAGAGGCAGCACAGAGCAUAUUCCCUGUCACUCAUCGAGGCGGGGCAGGAAAUAAGUCCCAUCAUCUCAGAGGAACCGGAAUUGGUUGUCUCAAGCCGGAAGUGGACAAUUUCUGGUCCCUCCCAGAACGGAAGUGAACCCCCCAGACCGGAAAUGUGUGAUCCUUUCAACAUGGAGCUGGUUCCACUCACCAGGCUGCUGCAGGGGAAGUGGGUGGUGCUGGCGGUCCCAGGAGGCGGGACAUCCUGUCCUCCAUGGGACUGCAGUUCGAGGUCGUACCCUCCCACUUCCAGGAGUCCCUGGAGAAGGCGAGAUUUCCGGCUCCGCCCGAAUAUGCCUGGGAGACAGCAAAGCUGAAGGCUCUGGAGGUGGCUUCGUGGCUGCUCAGGGACCUGCACACUCCUGAUGUCAUUAUUGGAGCUGACACCAUCAUGGCCGUGGAUGGCUUCAUCCUGGAGAAGCCAAAGGACAAGGAUGAUGCCUACAGGAUGCUGCGCAGGCUGAGUGGCCAGCAGCACAGUGUCAUCACCGGUGUGGCCAUCUUGAGGCCACUGUGGCGGAGGAGGCAGCUUCAGGAGCCAAGUUCCACAUGCCCAGAGGCCCCAGAGGCGGAAGGGGACCCAGAAGCAGAAGUGGAAUUGUCACUGUUCCACGAAGAGACCCGUGUGACAUUCUCGCGGCUAUCGGAGCCACUGCUCUGUGAAUACGUGGAGAGCAGGGAGCCUCUGGACAAGGCUGGCGCCUACGGGCUUCAGGCGCGAGGUGGUGCCCUAGCAGAGCGUGUGGAAGGAGAUUUCUUCAAUGCCGUGGGGUUUCCACUCAACCGCUGCAUUCGUGAGCUGGCUGCCAUCUUCCCGGAUGUGGGACCACACGUCCCUGUCAGCCAGCGUCCGGCCACACCCCAAUAAUGAGGAUUGUAGAUGGAGAGUGAGUAUGUGAGUGACUGUCUGGGCGGGAAUUCUGGUGAGAGAGUGACUGAAGGGGCGGGUCUUCUGGUGAGUUUGUGAAGCAGUGACCCAUUUCCCAUGAUGCCCUUGGUGCAUUGUGUUUGAUUGACAGAGCAAGGUUCCCUCAAGUGCAUCACUUCCCAGUGCUAGGACACAGGACAUGGGGUGAGGUGUGUGGAGGCAGGGUUGGGACAGGCCCACCUAGGGGAGUACACCUAAACCCGCCCCUGUGGCCCUGCCCCUCCUGAUGCCCCGCCCUCACCAUCUCCAUGGGUCCUGCCCUUGCCCCCACUGGGUCCUGCAUGAGCAGCUUCACCAUCAGAUGCCUGUGAUGGACAUUUGACAUCAGGAGCAGGGUCAGGGGGGGCCCCACCCCCUGCCCGCACUCUGAUUUGCAUAUUCAAGAGCUGCCUGGAGACUCAGAAGACAUCAAGUACAGAAACUGCUGGGGUUAAUUUGCAUGGCCACACC